AUGUCGAUACCCCUCGGCCGGGAAACUGUGCUCCCCACGCAGUGCAUGGCGCGGGCAUUGUACGACAACAUAGCGGAGUCACCAGACGAGCUGGCGUUCAGACGAGGAGAUCUGCUCACAGUGCUGGAGCAGAACACGGGUGGCAGCGACGGCUGGUGGCUUUGCUCACUCCGAGGCAGACAGGGAAUAUGUCCGGGAAACCGGCUGCGGAUAGUAGCAGGCGUGUUCGACGCAAAUUCUACACAAAGGCGGAGGACUCGGACACCAGCGCCUGUGGCACAUCAGCCAUUACCAGCUCAGCAGUCACCAGCAUUUACCAAAAUCGAAGAAUGUUCCCACUACGACGUACCCAGAGCGCCGAUGCCUGUACAGCGUCUCGGUACAUAUGACUGCCCCAGGCCGGCCGCCGACUGGUACGAUGCACCUCGCGCGCCACGACCUGCCAGCGCUGACUCCGCUUGCAGCGGUACUGGUUCACUCACCUCAGCAACUUCAAGCGCUUCAGCGAAUUCUGGUAGUUCAGCGCAUUCCGCCGCCUCCGCUUCCAGCACGUAUGAUGUCCCUCGAUCUCGUGCUCUUCCAUUACCUUGCGAUGCAGCGUUGGAAGCCCUAGAAAGAUUGCAAGAGGAAGCGUCAGCAGCAGUGUCUCGUCUAUUAUCUUACGUGUCACCGGGUUGGCGACGGCGUGGUGCACUACGACCGCGCGUGUUAGAUGUACGCGUCGCAGGCGCAAGAUUGAGAGCCGCGUUGCACGAUCUCGCUGUAUUUGCUGACGCUACAUUGGCUAACGCGCAUGAUGCACAAGACAAAGGUAUCGCAGUAAAGUUACGGCCGUUGGUAAAAGCAUUAAAAGACGCUGAACGAAUCACCCACGAAGCCACAAGCGCUUUGGACGCGGGCGACUGGGCCCCUGAGCGAUUAGAAAGAGACAGGGAGCCGACAGACGGGACACAGGAUGCGCUGGAUCAGCUCGUGGCCUGCGCAAGGUCCCUCACUGAGGACGUCAGGCGUGCUGCAUCCUUCAUACACGGGAAUGCUUCGCUCUUGUUUAGGCGGUCCGCGACAGUACCGGAACACGAAUGGACAGAGGAAUAUGACUACGUGAGGUUAGAAUCGCGGACGGCAGUGGGUAGGCGGAACGCAGAAAUUCGGGCGGCACUACCUGACAAGUUACGAGCUUCCUUCGAUGCGCUGGUUCGUGACGCUGACCAUGCCGGCGAGGUCAGCGCGGUUGCAGCGGCGACUCGUCUGCCUCCAGAUGACAGACAGCUAGCAGCAUUUUAUGCUGCACAGACUGCAACCUAUGGCGCCCAUUUAUCCACUGCUGUUGAAGCAUUCCUAAGGACCAUAGAAAUGGGCCAGCCCCCGGACGUCUUCCUUGCUCACGGCAAAUUUGUGGUGCUCAGCGCUCAUAGAAUAGUCCAUGUCGGCGAUACAGUACAUAGGAGUGCACAACACGCAGGUCUGAAAGCGAAAAUACUGAGAUGCUCGGACGCUCUCUCCGACGCGUUAGCCUCUAUCGUCGCUAAAACGAAGGCGGCCGCUCAACAGUUCCCCUGCGCAAACGCUGUAGCAGAAAUGGCCGAAUCCGCUAGAACCCUCGCGGCCAGAGCUCAAGAACUACGCAGAACCCUUGUUAGGGCUGCGGAACCCCCGCAAGACACCCCCGCUACUACUGUCCCACCAUCGGCGUCAACGACGCCCCUCACACCACUAACCCCAAUUGGACCACACAUCGGAACACCCUCCCUACCAGUUCUAUAA
Molecule: messenger RNA, 1764 nt
Organism: Leptosia nina
Lineage: Eukaryota; Metazoa; Arthropoda; Insecta; Lepidoptera; Pieridae
Source: the annotation of a GenBank genome assembly